Molecule: messenger RNA, 2530 nt
Organism: Pundamilia nyererei
Lineage: Eukaryota; Metazoa; Chordata; Actinopteri; Cichliformes; Cichlidae
Gene: inavaa
Product: innate immunity activator a
Exons: 10
Coding region: 110-1843 (577 amino acids)
Biological process (GO): adherens junction maintenance; positive regulation of protein ubiquitination
Source: RefSeq, a predicted model, not a curated record
CUGACCAGAGAAAGUUUGAACUCUCGCUGCCUCAGGAAAGAUGCUGAUGUAGAGGAACAGACCGCGAGCUGAAACGUAUAUAUAAAAAAGUCAAGAGCAGAGAGACAAGAUGACGGCCAUCGAGAGUAAAGAAGAGAUCAGCGACACGGACAGUGGGAUUAUCCUAAACUCCGGUCCCGACAGCCCCACGUCCCCAGUGAAGGACCUCACCACCCACACCAGAGCCCUGAAGCUGAAGCACCAAUCUCUGGAGGAGCGUUUGGAGAUCUGCCUGCUGGAGCUCCGAAAACUCUGCAUCAGGGAGGCAGAGCUGACAGGUGUACUGCCCUCAGACUAUCCAAUGAUGCCAGAUGAGAAGCCACCACGUGUUCGGAGGAGAAUUGGUGCUUCAUUCAAGCUGGAUGAAGGUCUGAUCCAUCUAGAUAAACAGGACUCGGAGUUGCAAGCGCUGGAAACUGAAUUGGCCCUUCAGCGGCAGAUUUUUGAGGCAGCCCGCAAACUCUCGCUUGAGGAGAACCUCAGUAAGCCACAGAAGAAGGGCCGGCUGCAGCAGUGCAAGAGGGAGGAGAAGAAAGUGAAGGAACUGCAGCAGGCCGUGUUCCAGCAUAGAAUCAAGAGUGAGUGCAACUCACCCAGCGUCAGCAGCCAGAACAAAGAUCUGUGCAUGUCUGAUGACAGCUCACUCUCCGAUGUGGUGGCGCUGGAUGAUGAUGUGGACAUGUCCAGCCCCCUUUCACCUCCAGUGUUGGACGCUUCAUAUUCAGAUCCCCUUCAGCUGUCAGCCCAGACUGUGCAGACAUCGCACCAGUCCUCAAGCGAGCUCAGUGUGGAGCACGAGCCCGCUCCCAUCCAGAAUUCCCCUUGGAAGGAGUCCAGUCUGGACCAUCCUUACCAAAAGGCCACCAAACCUCCGUCUGCCUGCAGCAGCAGGUCCAGUAGCCCAGCAGCAGCCCAGGUGUCUGCAGAGAGCAUCAGGAUUCCUCUCACUCAGUUUGUGAAAAACUCUGCCCUGCGUCACAGCAGCUCCACCAGCGCCCCCUCCACCCCGGAGCUGUUCAUACGCCGGCAGUACUCCCAGUCCUUCAGACUUCCAAAAAGAAAGCCAUCUGACGUGGAGCGUUUCAGCUCAGAGAGCAGUCGAGGUCGAGCUAGGCUGCCCCAGCGACGCUGCGUGGCUGACUUCAUGGUGCGCUCCCCGGAGUACUCUCCUCUGCGUCCUUACCAGUCCGGCUCUGAGGACAGCAGCUCAGAGCACUCGUCAUCCUCUACCAUUAGCUCUCCUGGCAGGGAGAAGCCGACUGAGAUCCCAAAGCUCUGCCCACCGCCUUACGGGUUCCACUUUGGAGCACAGAAGAAAGGGGCCUCUCAUUUCCCCAGUAUGCACAAAAAUACGAGCACCAGCUAUGUUAAGGCAGUGGCGGAAGAUGGACCCCUCUCCCCGCAAGCUCCAGACAUGGGGAAGUGCUUCAUCUCUACUGUGGCACGCAGCACUCAGCAACGACAGUGGCAGGAGGGGACACCUUCACCGAGAAGCAUCUUAAAGCCCCCUCCGCCUUACACCAGGCUCGUGCGGACGCCCUCGCUGAAAGAGUACCCAAACCACGCCGUGAGGCUGCUGCCCCGGGAGGUCGUAUCAGAGGAGCUGAAAUCGUGGCAUCAAAGGAAUCAGCUACAGAAGCUACUGCCAAGCUGCGGGGAACAGCAGAGCGUUACGAGCCCCAUUUCACCUCACCUGCCUCCUUUUGCACAGGGUUCAGGUAACCUGGUUCUCCAGAGGGCUGUAGACGGGACUCCCCUUCAGUGGUUUGUCGCCGAGGAUGCUGAGAUUGUGAGCCAGGUGUAGCUGACACGCCUAAAACCCCCUGCAGUAUGAUGACUCAUUCCUUUAUUUAUUAAGUCUUUGGACUCUCUGUGAGAUUGUUUGUUGACAUAAUGCAGAAAACGUGGACCUGUUGGUAUCACUGAUUAAUUUAAUGUAAGGUGGUAUGCCAGUUUUAUUUAUUUGGUAAUACAUCUGAGGUGAAAUAAAUCUGAUACAGUUUCUUAGCUUAUUUCAACAAAGACCAUAAACUUGCUGUUGUUUGAAGACCUUUUUUUGUGGCUGGAACACAUUUUGCACAUGCAGUUCACCCACAGUAGAUUUAAAAUAGCUUUCCUCAUUUCUAAUAUAAUUUUUGACUUAUAUUCUAUAUUUAUUAUUUAAAGACCCCCCCCCCUUUUGCAACAUAGACUUAUCACUAAAACUAUGAUACGCCACCUAUAAGCACGCACAGCAAUGAGUUUUUAAAGGUAUAUGUGUAGAUAUACAUAGUGAAAUCUGUCUGAUAAUGAUGUGAAGUGAGCUGAAUCUUAACAUUUGAAUCUUGCUUAUUAACUCCUAUUAACCACUGAUGCCUUUAAGGGCAAUUUUGGUGAAAGUUUUCACUGCGGUAUGGUGUUUCUUACUAACCGAGUGAUUGUAUCAGUUUUGAUAUGUUUUGUAUAUUUAUAAUAAAAAUAUUACCAAAAUGACCCAUCUGAGUGUAUCCUG